AUGAUAACUUUUCUCUUCUUUUCUUCUAAUUCUGAUGGUCCAUUUGUUGCUUCUUCUACUCUUCUUCCAUUUCUUUUAUUUCUAUUUCACGUUCUACUUCUAUUUCUUUUUUCUCUCAUAUCUUUCUAUUAUCUCUUCUCUUCUUCUAUAUCUCUUUCUUGUUCUUGUAUUAUUUCUUCUUUUCUUCAUUUUCCAUACGUAUUUCUUCUUCUUUCUUACAUAACUUCUCUUUCUUUAUCUUUUCUAUCUCUUCAAAUCUAUUCAUCCAUUCUUGUAUUAUUUUCUUAUUUUCUUUUUCUUAUGUCUUUUCUUGUAAUAUCUUUUAUUUCUAUGUCUUUUAUAUUGUUUAUUCUCAUAAUAAUAUUUUAA
Messenger RNA from Entamoeba dispar SAW760, 369 nucleotides. RefSeq lists its product as uncharacterized. The coding region runs from base 1 to 369 and encodes 122 amino acids. The transcript has a single exon. NCBI's taxonomy places the organism in Eukaryota, Evosea, Mastigamoebida, Endamoebidae. The record is from RefSeq and is a predicted model, not a curated record.